Messenger RNA from Lindgomyces ingoldianus, 1693 nucleotides. RefSeq names its product histone-arginine methyltransferase CARM1. The coding region runs from base 73 to 1596 and encodes 507 amino acids. Gene Ontology annotation, biological process: peptidyl-arginine methylation. Gene Ontology annotation, cellular component: nucleus. The transcript has 2 exons. Lineage: Eukaryota; Fungi; Ascomycota; Dothideomycetes; Pleosporales; Lindgomycetaceae. Gene Ontology annotation, molecular function: protein-arginine N-methyltransferase activity. The record is from RefSeq and is a predicted model, not a curated record.
GCUGCUUUCAAGAAGCCUCUUGGUGGCAUCAAGACCUCUUCUGGCAAUUACUAAUAUCAGCUAGAACUCAUCAUGUCGGAUGGUUCGUCUUCACCGCCCAGCUCGGUCGGCAGCAUCGUUGAGGAAGCUUCUGAGCCGGAUGUGACAAAUUUCGAAUGUCUUUUCUGCACGCAACAAUUUGAUCUGGUGCCCACGCUAGUGUAUCAUUGCUCCAAAGAACACGACUUCGAUAUCUACAAAGUCAUCAAGGAGGUCACGGCAGGCGGUGACGAUCUUGCCAUUUUCAAAUUGAUCAAUUUCUUGCGGCUGGAAACUCGAAAGGGCACCGACCCGACGUCGAUUACAGUCAAUAAGGAGACUCUAGCUGAUGACAAGUUACUGCAACCUACCGACCCAGGCGAUGCUCUGCUGUACAGCCUUGGUGAUGUGCUUCCUGACCUGGAAAAGCCUGCUGCAAGCUACGAAGCCUUCGAAGCUCGUAAGGGAGACAUGCCCCAGCAUGAAGUUGAGCACUUGAAAAUCGGAGAUGGAGAUUCCGGCUAUUUCGAUUCAUAUAAACGUUCUGGUAUCCAUCGGGAAAUGAUUCAAGAUGCCGUAAGAACAAACGCAUACCGAGACUUCAUUGAACAUCACGCAUCCCUUUUCAAAGGCAAAACUAUUCUCGAUGUGGGUUGUGGCACAGGCAUUUUGUCCUUGUUCUGCGCUCGAGCUGGAGCCGCGAAGGUCUUUGCAGUCGACUUUUCAGACAUCGCCGCGAAAGCGCGAGACAUCGUUGCAGCAAAUGAAUAUCAAGACACGAUCACAGUAAUACAAGGCAAAGUAGAAGGCUUCAACGUCCGGUCUAUAAUAGGCGACAAUAAGCCGGUCGAUAUCAUCAUCUCCGAAUGGAUGGGGUACGCUCUACUAUACGAAGGCAUGCUGGAUUCCGUCCUCACCGCGAGGGACCUGUUUCUCAAAGACGGAGGCCUAAUAUUUCCGAGCCACUGCACCCUUCACGUAGCACCUAUCUCCGACCCUGAGUUCAUUGCCUCUAGUAACGGUGCCACAUUCUGGAAAGACGUCUACGGUUUCGAUAUGUCCGUUAUGAUUCCCAUCGAAAUGCUGAACGAGCGCGACAUUGGCGUCUUCGAUGUCCCAGCAAAAGCCAUAUGUGGCUCUGCUCUGCCAUUCUACACCCUCGAUAUUAUGAACAUCACUGUGAAAGAAUUGGAGUUCACUGCGCCAUUUUCUAUCAAGCUAGAUCGGGAUAUCCAAUCUCUGGACGCCUUUGCGAUCUGGUUCGACACGUUCUUCGUUCCACCAGGCUCAAGUGGGAAGCCAGAUUGCGUUAAUGCGUCCGCUUGGGGAGAGACUGGCCAGGACGGGGUGGCUUUCACCACUGGACCUUUCGGCGCUCCAACACACUGGCACCAGGCAGUUCUGCUUGUUGGCCAACAAGAUCGAGGUAAAGGCAUCGGAACAGGCACUGAGAUUACUGGCUCAGUUUUGUUGAGAAAGCGGAAGAAAGAUGCAAGGGCUAUUGUGGUGGAGAUCAGUUGGAAAGGGGAUGGGAGUGAAGGACCCAUUUCGGGGACACUUUCUCGGUCAAUGUCGUAGAGAGCUGACAUGGACGAUAUAUAUGCACUUUUCCAACGACCAAGCCGAGAGCCCGAUGCGCCCUCAGAGGUGUGUAGAAUUUGUGGAUAUGGGUCCC